AGUGAAACAAAAUCACAUGUCGAGCUAAAAAUCUCUCUUGAUACUGAAAAUUAUAACUACAGCACAGUUAAAGACUUCACGAGGAGUAUAAUCACAGACAAUUCUGACUUUCCACUUAAAGCGAGGCAAAAAAUAAAGGUUUAACUGGAGUAUAAAAUGGCAGAAGCUUCAUCACCACAACCAAGAAAAAGCAAAAGGAAACGCAUGGAUACACCCGAUUCUUUUUCACGUGAUUCCAGCAGUCUCCUGUCUGAAGAGCAGCUGCUGUGUUCGAUCUGUCUGGAUGUGUUCAUUGAUCCAGUCACCACUCCAUGUGGACACAACUUCUGUAAGAGCUGCCUUACACAGUGCUGGGAGAAGAGUCAACACUGUCAAUGUCCAUUAUGUAAAGAGAAAUUCACCAAGAGACCUGAACUGAAGAUUAAUAUAACACUGAGAGAGGUUGCAGAUCACUUCAAGAAGAAAAGUAGUGCUGACAAACCUGAGGUUCUUUGUGAUGCCUGCACUGGAGAGAAGCUGAAGGCCCUGAAAUCCUGUCUGGAUUGUCGUGCAACUUUCUGUAAAACUCAUAUGGAGCCACAUAUUCAUGUUCCAAGCUAUAAGAAACACAAACUAAUAAACCCUGUGGAGAACCUGGAGGACUACAUAUGCCAGAAACAUGAGAGAGCUGUGGAGCUGUUCUGUAGAGAUGAUCAGAUGUGUGUGUGUCAGUUCUGCACUGAAGGAAACCACAAGAAUCACAACACUGUUCCUAUAGAGGAGGAGAGUGGAGAAAGGAAAACUCAGCUGGUGAAAAUACAGACAGAUGUGCAGCAGAUGAUUCAGGACCGACUGAAGAAGAUAAAAGAAAUCAAACACUCAGUAGACCAAAGCAAAAGAAGCACAGAGAAAGAGAAAGCAGACAGUGCUGAAGUCUUCACUGCUCUGAUUCGCUCCAUUGAGAGAAGUCAGGCUGAGCUGCUCGAGGUGAUGGAGGAGAAGCAGAAAGCAGCAGAGAGGCAGGCUGAAGGACUCAUUAAAGAGCUGGAGCAGGAAAUCACUGUGCUAAAGAGGAGAGACACUGAGCUGGAGCAGCUCUCACACACUGAGGAGCAUCUCCACCUCCUACAGAUUUACUCCUCCAUGUGCAGCCCUCCACACACCAAGAACUGGACUGAGAUCAGUAUUAACACUGAUCUGAGUGGGGACACCGUGAGGACAGCUCUGUCUCAGCUUCAGCAGACUCUGAAUGAGAAACUCACUAAAACACUCUAUGACAAGUUAAAGGAAACAAUUUCCACAGAACUGAAGAGGAUUCAGCAGUAUGCAGUGGAUGUGACUCUGGAUCCUGAUACAGCUCAUCCCAAUCUCAUCCUGUUUGCUGGUGGAAAACAAGUGACAUGUGGAGACAAACGACAGAAUCUCUCUGAUGCACCACAGAGGUUUAAUGAUUGUGUUAUGGUUCUGGGAAAGCAGAGUUUCUCCUCUGGGAGAUUUUAUUAUGAGGUGCAGGUCAGAGGGAAAACUGCAUGGGAUGUCGGUGUGGCUACAGAGUCCAUUAACAGGAAGGGGAAUAUUACACUGUCUCCUCAGAAUGGAUUGUGGACUGUGGAUUUGAGGAAUGAGAAUCAGUACAGUGCUUGUGCUGAUCCCCCUGUCCCCCUCACACUGAGAGAGAAGGUGGAGGUGGUGGGGGUGUUUGUGGACUAUGAGGAGGGUCUGGUCUCCUUCUAUGAUGUGAAGUCUAGAUCUCAUAUCUACUCUUUCACUGGUCAGUCUUUCACUGAGAAACUCUAUCCUUUCUUCAGUCCUGGUUUACAUGAUAGAGGUAAAAAUUCAGCACCACUGAUCAUCUACACUGUGUUUAAAUGAAAUUUCACCUCGCAAAUUUACUUCUCAUUUUCGUCUAUUAAAUGGGAUUAAAUGAGAAUCAAAUGAAAUAUUUUACUUUUUCUGGUUCAUUUUCGAAAUACAGCUAUAGGUGGAAAAAACACAUAAUAUUAAUCCUUCAAUCUGGUGUUAUGAUUAUUACAAAUCAAAGGUUAAUAAAAUUAUUUACAGUUCACUGUGUUUUACUCCAGAAUUUAAUUUGAUCAAUAAAACGUGUUACAUUCAGCUGCUGAUGUCUGUGUAGAUAAAACUGAACAAAACUGUAUUACCUUAAAACUUCAAUAAACACAAACAAAUUCAUAUUUUAUUUAUAA
Molecule: messenger RNA, 2183 nt
Organism: Hemibagrus wyckioides
Lineage: Eukaryota; Metazoa; Chordata; Actinopteri; Siluriformes; Bagridae
Product: nuclear factor 7, brain-like
Exons: 8
Coding region: 157-1851 (564 amino acids)
Biological process (GO): protein ubiquitination
Molecular function (GO): protein binding; ubiquitin-protein transferase activity; zinc ion binding
Source: RefSeq, a predicted model, not a curated record